Molecule: messenger RNA, 1029 nt
Organism: Racocetra fulgida
Lineage: Eukaryota; Fungi; Glomeromycota; Glomeromycetes; Diversisporales; Gigasporaceae
Source: the annotation of a GenBank genome assembly
AUGCGAGCUCUCCAUUUCUCAUGGUUUUGUUUCCUUACUGCUUUUACGGGCUGGUUCGCCGUUGCUCCCUUAUUACCUACGAUUAAAGAGGAUUUAAAUUUAACUGAUGCACAAAUUGGUGAUAGUAAUAUAGCUUCUGUUUCUUCAACCAUAAUAUUUCGUAUAUUGUCUGGUCCGUUAUGCGAAAAAUUCGGUGCGAGACGUGUCAUGUCUGCUAUACUUAUCAUAGGUGCCAUACCUACUGCUCUUGUCAGCUUAUCACAAGGUCCCGCUUCUCUAAUUACUUUCCGAUUCUUUGUUGGUAUUCUCGGCGCGACAUUUGUACCUUGUCAAUUCUGGACAACUCAAAUGUUCAGUCCAAAUACUGUAGGUGGUGCUAACGCAUUAUCCGCAGGUUGGGGUAAUAUGGGUGGUGGUGUUACUUAUUUACUUAUGCCUUUAGUAUUUGAGGGAUUUAAUAUCUUCUUUCCUGAACGUGAUUGGUAUUAUCGUGAUCAACCCAAUGAAGGUUAUGUUCAAUUUGGAGAAAAGGAUUCAAAACAACCUAAAACAAAAAAUAAUAUAGAAUUUCAUCAAAUUCCUGUCUUAAUUCAUUACCUUCUUGUUUUCAUUAAUCCUAAUGUAGUUUUAAUGAUGGUAAUGUAUGCAUGUUGCUUUGGAGUGGAAGUAGCUGUUGAUAAUGUUAUUGUAAUCUUUUUUUAUUCUGCAUUUGAUAUUUCUCAAACUACGGCUGGUUUAUAUGGUUCAAUAUUUGGACUUUUGAACAUUUUUUCUCGUGUUGCUGGAGGUCUAACUUCCGAUUUUGCAAAUAAAACCAUAGUUCCUUAUCUUGAUCCAGCAGCUGUGGGUAUAGUUACAGGAUUAGUAGGAGCAGGAGGUAAUAUUGGGGGUUUAAUAUUCGCAGCAAUUUUCAAGGCUUAUGCUAGUGAUCUACGAACAGGAUUCAUGAUAGUAGGAUUAGCCGUACUAACUGUUUCAUUGGUACCAUUUUUAAUGAGUAUUCAUGGGCGAACAUUAAUUUUUGGAACA